AUGCUUAUUGGAGAUUUCAAUGCCAGGAUUGGCCAAUCACAAAAUAACUAUAUCAGUUCACAUUACCCAUUUUUUAACCUGAACCGUAAUUCGAAAGACGCUUUGUGCGAUAGCAAGGGAUCGAAAAUCUUGGAACUUGCAGAUGAAUUCAACUGUCAUGUUCUAAAUGGAAGUUGUGAAGGAGACGCUAAAGGGGAGUAUACCUUCAUUAGAGGAACUAGUUGUUCUGUCAUUGACUAUUGCUUCAUAUCUGGAAAAUGGAAUGAUGUCAUAAGUAAUUUUGAAGUAGGAGUCGAAACGUUUUCAGAUCAUAUGCCGCUUGAAAUAGCACUUUCGUGUACAACAUCACAAUCUCCAGUCAAUACAAGACAGCUUAACCUUGUUCCAAAACUGAUUUGGAACUAUAAGAACCGAAACGUUUACCAAACAAACUUAAACAAAGAACUGGAGACGCUUGGAAAUUUGGAUAUUCGUGCUGAUAUAAACACCCUUCUAGAAAUGAUUAAGAAAGCAAACCCGAAAAACAAUCCGCAAAAAAAUAAAGCAUUAAUUAAACAAAAAUGGUUUGAUGUUGAAUGCGUGAAAGCAAGGAAAUUGUCGUUUAAUUACCUCAAUCUUUUAAGAACCCACAACCUACAGAUUUUUAGAAAAUUAUAUACGGAUGCGAAUAGGAACUCUAAACGAUUAUGUUAUGCCAAGAGAGUUUCCUUUGAAAAUUUAAAUAUUGCUGUUAUAAAUAACACCCGCUCAUCUUCAGAGUUUUGGAAAGCUGUUAAGCAUCUUAAUGGAAAAAUAAAUACUAUAGCUCUGGGUUUGCAGGCAUCUGAUCUUAGAGACUACUUCAUCAGCCUUCUCAAUCGCUCAGCAAAUGGUCCUUUGGUGCAAUAUGCAGCUCCCUCGAUCCUUGAUGUGUACUUAGAUGCACCUUUUUCGAUCCAAGAAGUUGUUGCAAAUGCAAAAUCAAACAAAGCCCCAGGGGAUGACCGGAUCCCCUUUGAAUUCUUCAAACACGCCACGGAAAAAUGUAUCUUUCUUUUAACAUCCGAAUUCAACCGAAUUUUCGAAAGUGCCUCUGUUCCGGAAGUUUUUCAUAAGUCAAUUAUUUUUCCGCUUCACAAAAAAGGUAGCUACGAGGACCCAGCAAUCUACAGAGGGAUUUCCUUUCUUAACACCUGCGCUAAGCUAUUUGCUGGACUUAUUCACAACAGACUGUCGAAGUGGGUGGAGGACAAGAACAUUCUAUGGGAAUUCCAGGCUGGUUUCAGGAAAAGUUAUUCAACCAUAGACCAUAUAUACGCUUUCUUUAUAGACUUCCGUGCAGCUUUUGACUCUGUCGACCGUCAAGCUCUCUUUUACAAGCUCUCUGUAUCUCUGUAUGGAUAUUCCCCGCCUUUGAAUCUGUGGAAAAAUUCAUAA
This is a messenger RNA of Eupeodes corollae, 1416 nucleotides long. RefSeq lists its product as uncharacterized. Bases 1 to 1416 code for a protein of 471 amino acids. The transcript has a single exon. The record is from RefSeq and is a predicted model, not a curated record. Lineage: Eukaryota; Metazoa; Arthropoda; Insecta; Diptera; Syrphidae.